Chara braunii is the source of this 4242-nucleotide messenger RNA. Lineage: Eukaryota; Viridiplantae; Streptophyta; Charophyceae; Charales; Characeae. The record is from the annotation of a GenBank genome assembly.
GUCACCAAGGGUGUCAGAAGACGGUCGAAAUAAGCCUGCCGGCAAGAAAUGCGAAGUAGGCAAGUAUGGCAACGGAGGAAGAGGCAGAUAACCGUAAGAGUGAAGGAGGACCAGGCUUAGGAGGCAGUGCCGUACAAGGCGAACAGGGGCAGAAGGACAGAGAAUCGAUAAAUCCGGAUGGUACCAAAGGGAACCGGAAGGAGAUCUCCUCAGGGGAAAGUUCGGGGAAAGCCGGGGGAAGCAGACAAGGGACUCAGGAGACCAAGGAGGGCAGAAAUAAGGACAGGGCAAGCCCCCGAAACUCGGAAGGGGCAGUGUCUAAGAAAGUAAGGGUCACGGAUACGAGGCGCAAACUAGCCGAGAUAGACAAAAGGACCGCGGAGUACAAGGCAAGAUUGAUCGAGGAAAUGAUGACUGGGAACCAAGAAGGCCCCCUGCAGGAGGAACCCCAGGACGAACGGAAAACCAGCCGAGGUGGGACUGGACAAGAGGAUAAAGGUAGUGACCGUGGGGGAACGCCGAGCAAAAGAAGGAAAGAGAGAGAGAACUCUUCGGGGAUGGAAGCGGAAAAGGCUACGACCCCGCCAGCCAUAGAUAGUAGGGCUAGCCGUUUGCCGACCGCGCCAGCAGUAACGCGAGGGUGCGAAGGACUCUGGAGCCUUAGGGAAAGAGUGUUGGGAUGGUUUGACCCAGAAGGAACUACGAAAACCAGGGAGGGACAGAAGGCCGGCAAGGAAGGUCCGGAUAACAGUAUGGCAGGCGAAGCCAGCAGCUCCGAGGGCGACCUUAAGAAGAUAGUGUCGUCCCUCGCGCGAGCACUGAACAAAAUUCAAGGCUACCUAGCGGAUGCUAAGAAAAAGUUGACGUUUGAUGGGGCAAACAUCACGCAAUUCCUGAUAGAUUACGAGAAUCUGGCUGCACUGUUGAAAUGGACCGAAGAGGAGAAGAUAGACCACCUGGGGCAGCAUGUGUCUUUGAGCCUAGGACGGGACAUAAUGGUCAUCGUGGCCGCGAGCCGGUCUUGGAAAGAAACCUGGGAUGUGAUGAUGAGAAAGUAUCUCGCAGCAGAGAAGAUGGCAACGGAGGCCGAUUUAGCGGCAGUCCAGAGGAAGAACUUCACGACGUACAAUGACUUCCUACGGGAGUUUACUUUGGUAGCACUAAGAAUCCUCGGGGUUACGGACCGAAUAAUGAGUAAGUACUUCCUCAGACAAUUCUCCGAGUUCGACAAGGACAAGAUCCUGUCGUCUUACCAACAGACGAGCAAAUUUGUAAACACUAGGGAUGUUGAUUUCAGUACGGUAACGGAUCUGGCCGGAAAGACGGUAGUGACCGAGACGUUGGCUUUGCUUAAGGAAGGUGAGGUCAUAGAUCUGACCGGUAGAGCGGGUGACAAGGUUAAAAAGGGGAUUGAAAGCCUACAUGAGCGGAUGCACGGGGUCGACAAUAAAAUUGAAAGGAUGGAGGGCGCGCUACUAGUUAUGCAGGCGCAAGUGUCUAGACCCGCUCUCCCUCCCCAGAAAGUUGUGGUUCCGCUAGGUGUAGCCAACCGGGGACUCGGACGGAGAGAUCCUGCUAACGAGCAAUGCAAGUACGGUACCGCGAUGGGACAUUAUGUGCGCGCGUGCCCAAAGCUCAACCAUGAUAUUCUGAAAAGAAGGUGUACCAGGUCGUUAAAGGGGGAGAUAUUUGGACCACAAGGGGAACGGGUAAACUGGAACUCGCCAGGAGGAAUGCGGCGAGCCAUUAUCAUGCUCAACGGGUUAGAGAUAACGGUCGUAGAAGCCGAGCCGGUGGGCGAAAUCAUCUGGGAUCAACCCCGGGGGCGCGGGCCGCAGGUCAACUUUAUUUUGGAAAACGACGGACGUGAUAGGGUGAACGCCACCACUCGACUAGGAACGGCUGGGAGAAGGAUUAACCGUGACACCGUGAUGGAGGAGGUUGCUGAAAAUUCAGAACCCCAGGCAGAGCCUGAGGCCGAGGAACCGGAAAAGGUCUAUGAGAAACCUAGGGAAAAGGAGCCUACAGACAAAGUUACCGCGACCAAGAAGAAGUUUAGGUACCAAAUCCCGAUCUUAUCCUUGCCUGAGAUCGACGACACCAUUAGCAAGUUACUAGGAACCAUGGUGUCGGUAUCUUUUCAAACCAUGCUGCAGGCUAGCCCUAGGUUGCUCAAAGGGCUUACACAACUGUUGACUCGGCGGCGAGUAGAAAUAGGCGACAACCCCGAAUUACCAGAAGGGGAGAGGGAGGAGGAAGCUCCGCAAGAAGUGGCUAACCUUCAGAAAAGUCACGGGGAUUUGGAGGAUCUCGAGAAAGCUUUUGCGGACAUUCGCUUGAGCUUGCCCGACCGAGAGGGCGGCGAGGUCAUGAGGUCACCACCCGGGACAAAGCUUAGUUUUCAUGCACUGCCCGUAAGGAAGCUGAAAAUCCAGAUCGGGACUCGUCAUACCGACGCGUUAGUAGACGGGGGAGCAGAAAUCACUCUUAUAAGAAAAGAUUUCGCAAUGAUCACGGACUGUACGGUAAACAAGGAAGUAACAGGGAGCAUCCGGGGAGCUGGCGGGGAAAUCUCGUUCGCUGGGUACGUCACGAAGUCUGCUGUAAAGGCAGGAGUCAGGGAAUCGAUCUGGUCGUUUCAGCGGAUGACCGUAAUGGAGGAAAUGGACCACGACAUAAUCCUUGGGAGACCAUGGUGCGCUAACGUAGAGAUGAUAGGCAUGCACUUGCACGAUGGCUCAUACAUGGUAGACAUAGAGGACCCAGUGACUGGCCGGGGAAAGCUCCUCCGACUCCUUGGAACGGGAGGAGACCCCCCGAAGGGGAAGUUGGCAACAUGGUCGCCAUCGCUCGAGGAUAGCACGCGGAAAGGGGCUUUCGCACGGAUGGAGGGCAUGAGAGAAAGGGUAGAAAUCAUGAUUGAGGAGGCAUUCAACAAGAGGGAGUGGAUCAAGAUGGGCCUGCCCCAGAAGAAGAGGAGGCAGGAGGACGAAGUCUUAGGGGUUAUGGUAGCAGAAAAGGAGUCAGAGGUCGAGCUUGGUGCUAGCCUGCCCAAACGUAAAGAAGUACGCAUAGUCGUGCCAGAAGUUGCACUUGAGAUCCCCGAUCUGUUGCAACUCAUCAAGGCUCUCAGAUACCACAAGGUAGGAGUGGACUCAGCGGCCUUGGCCAAGUUCGAAGGAGAGGUGCAAAAGGGAUAUUGCUUGAAUGGGAAACUAGUUAGGUUUAAAAGAAAAGAGAAGAUGGAGUUCGGUGACGAAAAUGACAGCGGAGCAAUCAACAGGCCUACCGGAGGAGAGGAAGCAGGACCAAGCCAAGGGAGGAGGGCGACAAAGAGAAAGUUGUAUAUAGGACUCAUGGGUGGACCAAUGGUAGGCAGGGGUGGAAGGAAAUGCUUGUGUAAGAAACCCUCACCCCUCCGCGAGGGAGAAGGCAUAGAAAUCUCGUCUGACAGUGAGACAGGGAAGAAAAAGGCAGAAGUGGAAGAAGGAGGCAAUGCAGUUAUGGGAGAUGGGGUUCAGGUUUCUGAUGAGGACGGAGCCAACAGGGGCAAGCGACGUGAGAUUUGGUAUGGGGAAAGCGAGGGGGGACAAGACAUGCGCAACGAACAUGAGGAGAGUGAGGAGAGAAGGGAAAGCCCGCUUGAAGAACGAAGCGGCCUUGACAGUUGUGAGGGGUAUGGGAUGGGGACAGAGAUUCCUUUUAUCUACGAUCCAAAGAACCUUGCAGGUGGGUAUAGCCCCAUACAGCCAGAAGACGAGGAGGACGAGGAGGAGGAUGUACGAGAAGUCAUAGAAAUCAGCAGCGGGGAUGAGAAGUAUGAGAUCUCAAGGCCUAGGGAAGAAGGGCGGCCUCCGAUGCACCAGCCGGGCGACGGGGCUUUCGGACGGGAGGACGAGUUUGGAACGACACCCAGUCAUUGGUUUCAGCAAUAGACCAAUGUGAUCAGGCACGAAUGGAUUAUCGAGACCCGGAAACUGGCAAAGGCGGGAGUGGAAGCUACGCCGCUGGACUUCUUCAGUGAAAUUGAGCUACAGGGAAUUGCAAGAAAGAAGAGAGAAAUCGAGACCUACGGCCUGGGGGUUAGGAAGCCUGCCGAGGAACAGGGUGGACUAGGAACUGGGCAAGACGAGGCGCAAGGUAGCAAUAGGAACUAGGUGUUGGCUUAGCAUUGAAAAAGAUCGAUGCUUUUCUGUUUGCGGAAACAUGAGAAUGACGAGAACGUGUACAGUAUGGGCAAGC